AUGGAGGAGGAUUCAUCUUUUGCUAAAAAAGAAAAGCCUUCUUUGAACGCGGUGGUGAAUAAAGAGAGACCUUCGGAUUCAGCACCUGCACUUGGACUCAGUGCAUCCAUCUCAUCUGUAGAUAUUUCCUCGAGUAAAGCUUCACUACCCGAUAUUCAACAUACCCCUAAACACAAUAAUGAACCAAAAAGCCAUCCUUUAUCUAAAAGCACCAGCAAUCACCAGGAUUUCCCAGAAAUUCGUGCUUAUUACGCAAACAUUGCAGGACAGCCACCCAAUCUCGCCAUAGGCCCUACCAUAACCGAGAGCAACGACUCUCUGUCACCCACCAUCAUGAAAUCCAAGUUGAGCGACGCUUCUUCGCCUGCCUCAUCCUCGGGUUCGAAUCAUUCCAAUAUCUCCUCACCUAUUUUACCACCCAUAUCCGCUUCAGAAGGUCAAAUACGACAAUUGAAAGAACAGCAGAGACAGCCCCACAAAAAGAAGAGCGAGUUUCCUCCACAAUAUGUAUCAGCACCAGCACCUUCAUCCACACCUGUAUCAAUAGACAGUUCCUCUACAGUGCCUCACAACAACAACACAGUUGAUGUGGACGUCUUAGCUGCUCUUACUGAUGGAGACGACGGCAGAUACAUGCGCUAUGCAUCAUCAGCUGAUUCCAUGCUGGCAUUGCUCGAGAGUCGCAAAUACAAGGGCAACAAGGGGCUCUCCAAUGAAUCGCAGGCAUCCAUCCAGAGCUCACAUGGCACCAUCAAACCUCCAACCAACGUCAACAUGCUGACAGGCUAUGCUACCGAGGACUCACCGUACCCUGCCUGGGGCCCCGAAGAUGCUAUUCCAUUCACCUUUAGACAACUCGACGACAUCUUUCUGGCCAUAGCACGCAAAUUCGGGUUUCAACACGACAGCAUGCGAAACAUGAGUGAACACUUGAAGGUCAUGCUGGAUUCGAGAGCAUCACGUCUAUCGCCUCAGUUGGCGCUUGAUUCGUUGCAUGCUGACUACAUUGGCGGUGAAAAUGCAAAUUAUCGCAAAUGGUACUUUGCCUCCCAGAUGGACACGUAUGACCAAACCGAGCAAGAAAAGCAGGUGGCUAGCGAUGUUGGUGAUGAGCAUGAACAGCUGCUUCGUAUGCAAGAGAAAUGGUCAUUACGCAUGCGCAACUUGUCAAACGCUGAAAAGGCCCGUGAUCUCGCCUUGUACCUUUGUCUGUGGGGAGAAGCUGCGCCUGUCAGAUUUACACCCGAGGCGCUCUGUUUCAUCUACAAAAUGGCAUCUGAUUUCUACUGUCAUGAAUCCACAGCUGACACUGCACCGGAUGCUGAGGAAGGUGCUUAUCUAGACAACGUGGUGUCGCCUCUGUACAACUAUUUUCGCGAUCAAAUCUAUGUGCUGAGCAACGGUAAAUACGCCAAACGAGAAAGGGAUCACAACCAAGUGGUGGGCUACGAUGAUGUGAAUCAGUUCUUUUGGCACUCGACCUUUUACGACAAGAUUUUGGUUGCGGCGGGGAAGGAGCAAACACUCGGUAAAUUACUGCCGCAUGAGCGCUACAAUGCUCUGAAAAAUGUAGACUGGGAAAAGACGUUCAAAAAGACAUAUCUCGAAAAGCGAACCUGGAUGCACGCUUCCAUCAACUUUUCUCGGGUAUGGGUAAUCCAUAUUGUCACCUUCUGGUACUAUAUCAUGGCGAAUGCCUAUUCCCUGUAUCUGAAUGUGGACAAAGAAGUGGCUAAAGAGGAGGUGGCGGUGCAAAUCUCGAUUGUCGCACUGGGUGGUGUGGUCGCCUGUCUUCUGGUCCUCACUGGGUCUUGCGCCGAGCUUGCGUAUCUGCCUACAAGCUGGCACAACUCGAAAUACGUGCUGCGUAGAAUCUGUUUUUUGAUUCUGCUCAUGUUGAUCAAUGCGGGCCCUUCUUACUACUGUGUCGUUAUGGAUAGAACCAGUUCCAUUGCAAAGCUAGUGUCCAUCAUCCAGCUGCUCGUCAGCGUGGCUACAACACUAUUCCUGUCUAUUGUACCAUCUUCUCGUCUCUUUAUGCGUGCGUCUCAACAUACGCGCCAAGAACUGGCCAAUGAGCACUUUACUGCCAACUUCCCCUCCCUCAAGCGCAUCGACCGCAUCAUGUCCAUCUGUCUCUGGGUCUGUGUCUUUGCCUGUAAACUGCUGGAAUCCUACUUUUUCUUGGCUCUUUCGUUCAAGGAUCCGCUCAAGGUAAUCAGUACGAUGACGAUUACCAACUGCAACGAUGCGCUUAUUGGCACCAUGCUCUGCGAACAGAUGCCUCGCAUUACCAUCUUUAUCAUGUUCUUGAUGGAUAUGGUGCUCUACUUCCUGGAUACAUACUUAUGGUACAUUAUCUGGAAUACUAUAUUCUCUGUGUCUAGAUCCUUCUAUUUAGGUAUUUCGAUCUGGUCGCCAUGGAGAAAUAUCUUUUCCAACCUGCCCAAGCGUAUCUUUGUCAAGUUGCUGGCCACACCUGAUAUCCAAGUCAAGUACAAGCCCAAGGUGCUUUGCUCUCAAAUCUGGAACGCUAUUGUGAUUACCAUGUACCGCGAGCAUUUGAUUACGGCGGAUCACGCACAGCGCAUGCUGUAUCAACAGGAAGUCAACCCGAUGGAUGGCAACCGUACGCUCAAGGCACCCACCUUUUUCGUCUCUCAAGAGGACACUUCAUUCAAGACAGAGUACUUUCCUCAAAGCGGUGAAGCAGAGCGUCGCAUUCAUUUCUUUGCUCAGAGUCUGACAACACCCAUGCCGCCACCACAUCCAGUUGAAUGUAUGCCCACAUUCACCGUGCUUACCCCUCAUUACGGAGAAAAAAUCUUGCUUAGUCUUCGUGAAAUUAUUAGAGAGGAAGAUACAAGCACGCGAGUGACGCUGCUGGAAUACUUGAAGCAACUGCACGCUGUUGAAUGGGAGAAUUUCGUAAAAGACACCAAGAUACUUGUGGAUGAUGACGAUAAACGUAGCCUGGAUCCAAGCGCCAGGAGCGAUUCUGAGCUGUCGGUUGCUGCUACACUGGAAAAGGACCUAGCCAAGAGUAAUAUCGACGAUCUGCCAUUUUACUGCAUUGGUUUCAAGUCGUCCAAACCCGAGUAUACAUUGCGUACUCGUAUUUGGGCCUCCCUAAGAGCACAAACACUGUAUCGUACUGUGUCUGGUUUCAUGAACUAUCGCAAGGCCAUCAAGUUGCUGUAUCGAGUUGAAAAUCCCGAGACGGUGCAAAUGUACGGUGGUGAUAAGGAGGGUCUGGACCAUGAUUUGGAUAAACUGUCUCGACGCAAGUUCAAGUUUUUGGUAGCCAUGCAGCGAUAUGCCAAGUUCAAUGCCAGUGAAGCUGAAGAUGCUGAAUUCUUGUUCAAGGCAUUUCCUGAUCUGCAAGUAGCCUACGUGGAUGAAGAGGUGUCUGAAUCUGGUGAUAUUACCUACUUUUCUGCCUUGAUUGACGGUACCUGCGAGCUGACAGAGAACGGUAAGCGAAAGCCUCGCUUCAGAGUGCGUUUGCCUGGUAAUCCCAUCUUGGGUGAUGGUAAAUCUGAUAACCAAAACCACGCCAUCAUCUUUUACCGCGGUGAAUUCCUUCAGUUGGUUGAUGCCAACCAAGACAACUACCUGGAAGAGUGCCUCAAGAUCCGUAACGUACUGGGUGAAUUCGAGACACUGGAACCCUCGCAAAUAUCGCCUUACUCUGCUGCAUAUCCAAAAUCCAAUCGUUCCCCUGUUGCCAUUGUGGGUGCUCGUGAGUACAUUUUCUCAGAGAAUGUGGGUGUCCUCGGUGAUGUAGCUGCUGGUAAGGAACAGACCUUUGGUACUUUGACGCAACGUAUUAUGGCCAAGAUUGGUGGUAAACUGCAUUAUGGCCAUCCUGAUUUUCUGAACGCCAUCUUUAUGAACACGCGUGGUGGUGUCUCCAAAGCGCAAAAGGGUCUGCAUUUGAACGAAGACAUCUAUGCUGGUAUGAACGCAUUCACGCGAGGUGGCCGUAUCAAGCACACAGAGUACUUUCAGUGCGGUAAAGGCCGUGAUUUAGGUUUUGGGUCCAUUUUGAACUUUACCACCAAGAUUGGUACGGGUAUGGGUGAGCAAAUGCUGUCGAGAGAAUACUACUACAUUGGUACGCAACUUCCUUUGGAUCGCUUCUUGACUUUUUACUAUGCUCAUCCUGGUUUCCACAUUAACAAUAUCUUUAUCAUGAUGUCUGUGCAAAUGUUCAUGUUGGCCAUCUUGUUCAUCAGUGCUAUGGGUGCUACGUUGACCAUUUGUGAAUACAAUGCAGAUGCGCCACCUGAGGCUCCAUUGAUACCAGCAGGCUGCUAUAAUCUGGUGCCCAUCUUUGACUGGGUCAAGCGUUGUAUUCUGUCCAUCUUUGUAGUGUUCUUUGCUGCUUUCUUACCACUGUUUCUUCAAGAAUUGACUGAAAGAGGUUUCUGGAGAAGUUUAACUCGUAUGGGUAGACACUUUAUGUCACUUUCGCCUCUGUUUGAGAUCUUUGUCACUCAAAUCUACACCAACUCUGUGCUGGAGAAUCUCGUCUACGGUGGUGCUCAGUAUAUCGGUACAGGUCGUGGUUUUGCUACUUCUCGCAUUCCAUUCUCUACUUUGUACUCUCGAUUCACGGGCCCUAGUAUCUACAUUGGCGCUAGAAAUCUGGUCAUCAUGCUGUUUGCUUCCAUUGCUUACUGGAUCCCGCAUCUGAUUUACUUUUGGUUUACUGUGGUCGCUCUGAUUGUGUCUCCAUUUGUGUUUAACCCUAAUCAGUUCUCCCCUAUCGACUUUUUGGUAGAUUACAAGGAAUUCAUACGUUGGCUCUCUCGUGGCAACUCCAAAACGCAUGCCAAUUCAUGGAUCAGCCAUACGCGUGCCUCAAGAGCACGUAUCACAGGCUACAAGCGUAGCAAGCCAACAGAGGCUACCAGUAAGAUUGUUGACAUGCCCCGUGCUGGUCUUGGUGCCAUCUUUGUCAGCGAGGUUAUCUUGCCAUUCUUUUAUGCGCUGCUAUGUAUCAUCCCUUAUACAUUUGUCAAGAGCUUUGAUUCUACUGAUGCCACACUCCCUGCUACUGGACCCAGUCCUUUGAUCCGCAUUGGUGUCAUGGCACUUGCUCCUAUUCUACUCAACAUUGUCGGUUUAAUGGUCUUCUUUGGCAUGUCGGUGGGCAUUGGAUCUAUCCUCAGUAUCUGGCUGGUAAAAUUUGGCUCUCUCAUGGCUGCAUUGGCCCAUGCUUGGUCUGUCAUUUGUGUCAUUAUCAUCUUUGAAGUCUUCUUUUUACUGGAAGAUUGGAAGCUGACAAAUGUGGUCCUCGGUGUGGUCGCUAUGGUGGCAAUUCAACGUUUCGUCCUCAAGUUGCUGACUGUCUGCUGCUUGACAAGAGAAUUCAAGCAAGAUGAAACCAACAGAGGCUGGUGGACUGGCAAGUGGUAUGGCCGUGGGCUUGGAUGGCAUGUCAUCACACAGCCUGGUCGUGAGUUCAUUUGUAAAAUCAUUGAAAUGACUGAAUUCUCCACGGAUUUCUUGCUAGGCCACAUCAUCCUCUUCUUCCUUUCCCUGUUUAUCAUUAUUCCUUAUAUCAAUACCGCUCAUUCUUUGAUGCUGUUCUGGCUUCGACCUUCCAAGCAAAUCAGGGCACACAUCUGGACAGCGAAGCAACGCAGAGAGAGAAAGCGAGUUGCAAUCUGCUAUGGUAUUAUGUUCUAUAGCAUGUUUUUAUUAUUUAUUGGCCUCGUCGCUGCUCCCAUGAUACUGGGCAAAUCCUUACUAUCAGGUAUUGUCCCUGUUCAAAAUAUUCCAAUCUAG
Mucor velutinosus is the source of this 5796-nucleotide messenger RNA. RefSeq lists its product as uncharacterized. The transcript is spliced from 7 exons. Bases 1 to 5796 code for a protein of 1931 amino acids. Lineage: Eukaryota; Fungi; Mucoromycota; Mucoromycetes; Mucorales; Mucoraceae. Gene Ontology annotation, cellular component: 1,3-beta-D-glucan synthase complex; plasma membrane. Gene Ontology annotation, molecular function: 1,3-beta-D-glucan synthase activity. The record is from RefSeq and is a predicted model, not a curated record. Gene Ontology annotation, biological process: fungal-type cell wall polysaccharide biosynthetic process; (1->3)-beta-D-glucan biosynthetic process.